Messenger RNA from Alternaria rosae, 1689 nucleotides. RefSeq lists its product as uncharacterized. The transcript has a single exon. The record is from RefSeq and is a predicted model, not a curated record. NCBI's taxonomy places the organism in Eukaryota, Fungi, Ascomycota, Dothideomycetes, Pleosporales, Pleosporaceae. Bases 395 to 1276 code for a protein of 293 amino acids. Gene Ontology annotation, molecular function: protein binding.
CUCGAGUAGUGAUAUGCGCGGCCUCGGUCACGGUAUGGAGAUAGGUGAGACGGGACGAGAAGGUGGGAUGUCGGACGCGGCUGGCUUAGAUAGAAUGCAUGGUCCGUACUGAAUGCGAUAUUAGGGUAUAUUGAAGAUGUAACGGCUGCGAGAUGUCGACAGAGACGGGCAGGCGUGCCCUCACCUCUCACACAUGACGUAUGCGUAAACGAAGGCGACAGCAGAGGCUGAAGGUCGCGUAAGUCAGAAAGCUUGCUCCGUCAUCGCACGGGUAGCAAACGCUCAUAGGCGGGUCGUGCCUGCCUAUCCCGAGCUCAACACCCUCAACCUGCAUUACCCACCACACAGCCGCCAUGGAAUUCGGUAUGAUUCCCACAACGCCAGGUAGGUCGGAAUGCUUCGGCGACCCAUCGAGGCAGUCGCGCGUGCUCUACCAGCCAUGCACAUUCAUACGAGAUCCGCGACGCUAACACCUGCUGUAGUAGGCAACGACUACUAUGAGAUACGCGCCAUCCCCGGAAAAGGCUAUGGAUGCGUCAGCCUCAAGCCCAUUCCGCGCGGCACGCGCAUCCUCGCGGAGGACCCGCUCCUGAUCGUCCCCGUUGGCGACUACAUGCUCUCCGAUGUUCAGAAGGCCUUCGAUAGCCUCACCCCCUCGCAACAGACACUCUAUUACACACUUCACUCCUCCCACGGUCAGGAUCCGAAGAAAUGGCCGUCCCGCAUCCAUGAAUCAGUCCCAACCCAAGAAGUUCUUCGAAUUAAAGAACAACACAAAGCUCGAACGGAUUCCUCACCCAGUCUAAUCAGUAUCUUCCAGACGAACUGUAUGGAGAUGAAUGCUGGCGCCGCAGUAUUUCCACACGCUGCCCGCUUCAAUCACUCUUGCAACCCAAACGCGUGCUUCUCCUGGAACGCCUCCAUCGGCAAGGAAACCAUUCACGUCAUGAGUCCAAUCCCCGCGGGUGAGGAAAUCACACUGUCAUAUUGCGACAUGAUCCACGACAAGUCGCUCCGCGCAUACGAGCUCAAACACUAUGGCUUCACAUGUGGUUGCCCAGCCUGCAGCGAUGAUGAAGAGGACGAGACAACGUUUGGGUACCAGAGUGCGGAGCGGCGGUUCCUGUUACAAGAGUUGGAGCGUGAGACGAGGUUCUUCCGUGGUGCAAAUCUGGAACGAGGCGCACAGCGAGAUGAUUUCGUGAAGAAGUUGCUGCAGUUGGCGGCUUUACACAAGGCUGAAGGAGACUAUACCGCCAGGCUGGCGAACGUGUAAGUGGAAGCCGACGUGACUACCUCCAAACCUAGAUUUCAAAAUUUCUCCAGGGGUUGUGGAGGCCAUGUAGUCGUCAAAGUGAUGUUUGCUUUCAACGUUUUUACUGACUUUGGUAUAGAUUCCUCGAUAUUGCGCUGGUCUGUGAGAUCAGGGGCGACCUCGGUAUGGCGAAGUUGACUGCGUGCAAGGCUGUGGAGGUCAAGAGGGACUGUCAGGGGGUGGACUUUCCCAACUACAGCAGGUAUGCUGACGUGCUUCAUCGGAUCAAGUCGAAGGUGGCUCUACAGGGUUGAGGCGAGGCAGGCAGGUGCUAUGGGCUCUGUAUUGGGAACGGGCGUUGCGGGGACUGUACAUUAGCAAAAGCCGGAAAGGGAUUCUUGGGAGUCACGGGUAUAGACAAAAUUGAAGCGAAG